Molecule: messenger RNA, 1795 nt
Organism: Sesamum indicum (sesame)
Lineage: Eukaryota; Viridiplantae; Streptophyta; Magnoliopsida; Lamiales; Pedaliaceae
Gene: SCPL51
Product: serine carboxypeptidase-like 51
Biological process (GO): proteolysis
Molecular function (GO): serine-type carboxypeptidase activity
Source: RefSeq, a predicted model, not a curated record
GGUGCCAAACUUUUGAUCUGCAGCUGCCCUAUUUUUUUGGUUAUUUCUGUUGGGGUCAGAGGCAAAUUAAACACUCAAAAGGGAAUGACCAGCUCCAAUCAUCAUUAUCAUCAUCGUCCCUUUAUCUUUCUUUUUCUGUAUAUGCGUGUGUGUAGUUGUACUGAAAAUUCCUACACAUUCUGAAUUUCUUUCUAAAUUUGCAGAAAUAAAUCCUUAGAAAAUGGUUAAGUCCCAUGUUGUUGUUUCUCUUGUUGUCUGCGUUUUGUUUGUGUGUGAAUUAUCAGUAGUAGUGGAAGGUGGAAGAAGAGGGGGAGAUGGAUCAGAAGCCUGGGGUUAUGUUGAAGUCAGGCCCAAAGCCCACAUGUUCUGGUGGUAUUACACAAGUCCAUACAGAACUCAAGAUCCAAGAAAGCCAUGGCCUGUCAUCCUUUGGCUGCAGGGUGGACCUGGUGCUUCUGGAGUUGGGAUUGGAAACUUUGAAGAAGUAGGGCCUUUGGAUACAUAUCUGAAACCAAGAAACUCAACAUGGUUGAGAAUAGCUGAUCUCCUGUUUGUGGACAAUCCAGUGGGGACUGGAUACAGUUUUGUGGAGGACACAAAGUUGUUGGUGAAAAGUGAUGAUGAGGCAGCAGCUGAUUUGACAACACUGUUGAUUCAAGUUUUCAACAGAAAUGAGAGGCUGCAGAGGAGCCCUCUUUACAUAGUGGCAGAGUCUUAUGGAGGGAAGUAUGCUGUUACACUUGGAUUGUCAGCUCUCAAUGCAAUACAAACUGGAAAAUUGAAGCUCAAGCUUGGAGGAAUUGCACUGGGGGACACUUGGAUAUCACCAGAAGAUUUUGUGUUUUCAUGGGGUCCUCUCCUCAAAGAUGUCUCCAGGCUGGACAAGAAUGGCCUCAUGAAAUCAAACAGUUUAGCAGAGCAAAUAAAGCGGCAACUUGAUGCCGGGAAAUUUGUAGAGGCAACUGAUUCAUGGAGUGAGCUGGAAGAUGUUAUCAGUUCCAGCAGCAAUUCGGUGGAUUUCUACAAUUUCCUGCUGGAUUCAGGGAUGGAUCCUGUGUCAUUGACAGCCUCUGAGCUUUCACAACAGAUUGCUGUCAAACGCUACUCGAGAUAUUUGAAUUCUUUGAGGUCUACUCCUGGUGGUGAUGGUGAUCUUGAUUCCCUAAUGAACGGUGAGAUCAAGAAGAAGCUCAAGAUUAUACCAAGCAGCGUUCAGUGGGGAGGGCAAUCAGAUCUUGUUUUCAAUGCCCUGCAAGCAGAUUUCAUGAGACCCAGGAUCCAAGAGGUUGAUGAACUGCUAGCAAAAGGGGUCAAUCUCACUAUAUAUAGUGGUCAACUCGACGUCAUUUGCUCGACCAAAGGAACUGAAGCUUGGGUGGAAAAGCUCAAGUGGGAUGGGCUGAGAAGUUUCUUGAGCAUGGAGAGAAGAGCAAUCUAUUGUGGGGAAGAAAAGAUCACAAAGGGCUUCACUAAAUCCUACAGGAAUUUACACUUCUACUGGAUUCUUGGAGCUGGUCACUUUGUACCUGUGGAUCAGCCGUGUGUAGCAUUGAGCAUGAUAGGUAGCACAACGCAUUCUCCUAUUGCUUCAAAUUAGAUCAUUCCAUUCAUCAUUUUUCACAUAAUUUGAGAGAGAAUUAAUAUUGGAGAAUUGAAAAGUUGGAGAGAAUGUAAAAUAGUAUUGAGGGAGAAAAAGAAUGAACGAAAUUGUUCAUUUUGAGACGAUUUGCAACUAUUCCCAUUUUAAUUUGUGAACAUUCUUAAUGUAAGCAUUUUAUUUUCACGCACAACUCAA